Molecule: messenger RNA, 2305 nt
Organism: Panicum virgatum (switchgrass)
Lineage: Eukaryota; Viridiplantae; Streptophyta; Magnoliopsida; Poales; Poaceae
Product: U-box domain-containing protein 39-like
Exons: 1
Coding region: 231-1928 (565 amino acids)
Biological process (GO): protein ubiquitination
Cellular component (GO): cytoplasm; nucleus
Molecular function (GO): protein binding; ubiquitin-protein transferase activity
Source: RefSeq, a predicted model, not a curated record
CCCACCAAUCCCUUCCAGGUUAAGGCUCCUGCCCGACGUCUCCCUCCCGGCGCAUAAAACCAAGCGCGCUCCACACUCCCCGAGCUCCAGCCGAGGAACAAAGCACCCGAACCCCAAAAGGAGCGAGCACCGAGCAGCUCAGAACAAAAAACAAAAGGUCAUGGCGGCGAAAGCACCCUCCUUCCCCCGCCGCUGCUAAGCAAGCUAGCUGCACAAAAGCCCCCCCACCCAUGGGUGCGGCGCGCCCGCGCCGCUGGAAGCUGCCGUUCCACCGCGCCACCAGCGGCGGCACCAGCGCGCCGUGCUCGCCGUCGUCCAGGUCGUCCGCGGCGCCGGCGCCCGCCUCGCCGGCGCGGUCGGAGGCGUGGGCGGCGGAGGCGGUGCCGGAGGAGUUCCUGUGCCCGAUCUCCGGCGCGCUGAUGGCGGACCCGGUCAUCCUGCCGUCCGGGAAGACCUACGAGCGGGCGUGCCUCCAGGCCUGCGCGGAGCUCGCCUUCCUGCCCCCCGGCGUGGACCCCGGGGGCGCCGGGACGAUGAUUCCUAACGCCGCGCUCAGGGCGGCCAUCGGCACCUGGUGCGCGCGCGCCGGCCGGGCCCCGCCGGCGCCGCCGUCGGCCCAGGCGGCGCGGGAGGCCGUGCUGCGCGCGAUGCCCCCGGCGGCCGCGGCCAAGUCCGUGAGGACCACGGCCAGGCGCGCCGCGGCGCUGGCGGCGAGCUCGUCCAAUUCGUCGUACUCGUCGCCGGCGUCAACCUCGUCGUACGGGUCGUCCUCGGAGAUAGUCCCGGCGGAGGAGGAGGACGGCGGGAGCGCGCGGCCCGUCAAGGACGCCGCGCCGCAGCCGCGGAUAGUGAGGGAGGUGGAGGUGGAGGCGGAGCCGGUCGACCCGCUGGAGGACGACGUGGUGGGCAAGGUCUUGGAUGCGGACGAGGACGGGGUCGUCGCGGCGGCGAUGGGCGCGCUCCGCGAGGCCACGCGGGAGAGCGCGGAGCGGCGGCGCGCGCUGUGCACGCCGCGACUCCUCGGCGCGCUGCGGCGGGUGCUGCUGCUCCCGCGCCACGCGGCCGCGCGGGUGGACGCGGCGGCCGCGCUCGUCAACCUCUCCCUGGAGCCGGCCAACAAGGUCCGCAUCGUGCGCGCGGGCGCCGUGCCGGCGCUCGUGGAGGUGCUCCGGUCGGGGGCCUCGGCGCCCGAGGCCCGGGAGCACGCGGCGGGGGCGCUGUUCGGGCUGGCGCUCCACGAGGACAACCGCGCCGCCAUCGGCGUGCUGGGCGCGGUGCCCCCGCUCCUCGACCUCCUCACCUCGCCGGCCCACCCGCCCCGCGCGCGCCGCGACGCCGGGAUGGCGCUCUACCACCUCUCUCUCGCCGCGGUCAACCAGUCCAAGGUGGCGCGCUUCCCGGGCGCGCCCAAGGCGCUGCUGGCCGUGGCCUCCGGCGCCGCCGAGCCGGGCCCCAUCCGCCGGCUGGCGCUCAUGGUGGCCUGCAACGUGGCUGCCUGCGCCGAGGGCCGCGCCGCGCUCAUGGACGCGGGCGCCGUGGCGUCCGUCGCGGGCAUCCUCGACGGCGCCACCGGCGGGGGCGGCGCCGCGGACCUGGAGGAGUGGUGCGUGUCGGCGAUGUACGCCAUGAGCCGCGGCAGCCUCCGGUUCCGCGGCCUGGCGCGCGCCGCGGGGGCGGACCGGGCGCUCCGGCGCGUGGUGGCGGACGAGGGCGCCGGCGUCCGGCGCGAGAUGGCGCGCAAGACGCUGCGCGCCAUGCGGGGCGACCUGGACGAGGACGGCGAGUGCAACGACCUGACGGGGAGCAGCCUGGAGUGCGGCGACGGCGAGGACUGUGGCGGGAGCAUCGUGUCGGACGGGCUCAUGUCGUUCCGGCGCCGGCAGCGCGAGCUCGGCGUCUCGUCCGGCGGCAACACGGCAGAGUUCUGACGACCGCAUCCUCCGCCGAGCGGCCGAUCCCCGGGCCCGUUCCCCAUUCUGAUGAAUGUUUUGUAUGUAAAUUGCUUUGCUUUAGGUUCGCAUUACUCACAGCGUUAGAACAUUACAUCCGUGCCGUGCCGUGUGGUGAGAUCAGAGUUCAGAGAUGAUGAAAAUGUCCAUGGUUUUUGGAACGGUGGCAACUGCACUUGUGAUCCGUGAGACUGACUCUGAGAGCGAAGCCCGGCCGUGCUGUGUGUUCUCCCUGUGUUGGUGGCGAUCUGGUGUCGAAACGGCAUGUGUAAAGGGUGCCAUUGCCACCGGCUCGUGUGCCGGACAAGGCGCGGGGUGGAUGUUGCUUGCAAGUCAGAGCAUGCCUUUGUUCUAUC